Molecule: messenger RNA, 1215 nt
Organism: Rhinocladiella mackenziei CBS 650.93
Lineage: Eukaryota; Fungi; Ascomycota; Eurotiomycetes; Chaetothyriales; Herpotrichiellaceae
Exons: 1
Coding region: 1-1215 (404 amino acids)
Biological process (GO): fatty acid alpha-oxidation
Molecular function (GO): phytanoyl-CoA dioxygenase activity
Source: RefSeq, a predicted model, not a curated record
AUGGAGGAAAUUUCAGCCUCGUCGCUGCAGAAUGGCCACGCUCAGAAUGGCUAUUCUCACGUGCCCAAGAGACUAUAUUCCAUCUCUCGACCACCCUUGCUAUCUUCCUUUCAAAACAUCUGCUCUCAAUCCACCAACCACGACACUUAUCCCCUCGCAGCGACGGUCAAGUCCAACGUUCCCAUCUACGACCUAGCCACUGCACCAAAGGACCCGGCCUCAAUCGACCACCUCCAAGACGAAUGGCAUCACAUCAUCCUCUCCGGGCCUGGCGUUUUCGUCCUAAAAAACUUCUAUCCAGACAGACAGCUGCUCGAACAUAUCAACGGCGUCUUCUCAGCGAUCAUUGCCUCAGAAACCCCAGGGUCCAAGGGCGACCAUUUUGCUGCGUCGGGAAAGAACGCACGGAUCUGGAAUUCGUUUCAGAAACACGCAGAGCGAGACCCGGGGUCGUUCGUAGAAUAUUAUUCGAAUCCUUGGCUGGCACGGGUAUGCGAGGCCUGGCUCGGCCCUGCGUACCAGGUCACUGCGCAAGUCAACAUCGUCAAGCCUGGUGGUCAACCGCAGGUGAGCCAUCGGGACUACCACCUCGGUUUCCAGACCGCAGAGGCAUGUUCACAGUUCCCCAAAGCGACACAGAUCGCAAGUCAGUUUUUGACACUGCAAGGCGCCGUGGCGCAUUCGGACAUGCCGCUUGAAAGCGGGCCGACGAGAUUCUUACCUUUCUCGCAGAUGUUCGAGGAAGGGUUCAUGGCGUACCGCAUCAAGGAGUUUCACGACUUCUUUAGUGAGCAUUGGGUCGGUGUCGAGUUGAAGAUGGGCGACGGAGUCUUUUUCAACCCGGCAUUAUUCCAUGCGGCGGGCGAGAAUCAAACGGCAACCAUCAACCGGAGCGCCAACUUGUUACAGAUCAGCAGUGCGUUUGGAAAGACAAUGGAACGUGUCGAUUCGGCGACAAUGAUUGCCAAGUGCUGGGGAGAUGUCACGACGAUGUACGCACAGGCUGGAACGAUGACAGAGGACAUACAUGCGAUUUUGAAAGCUAUUGGCGAUGGAUAUCCGUUUCCCACGAACUUGGAUCAUCGACCGCCUGCACCGGGGGGGAUGGCGCCUGAAAGUGAAAUCGAUAUUCUCAAGAAAGGUUUGAUGCAAGGAUGGGACACUGAGCAGGUGGUUUCGGCCAUCACAACGGUUCGAAAAGAUUCAUUGCCGUAA